AUGGGAGGCGGAAGCAAGUUCUGGUCACUUGUUAGCAACAAGGAGCAGGGGUCCAAGAACGAGCACUCAGAGCACGAGCUUGACUCGCGCGAGCCAACAGGAUGUGCAAGCAUCGCAAGCACGCCAGGACAGGUCGCCUGCUUCCUCAAGAACAAGAAAGUUUCUGUUGACCUCUCGUUCUGGAUCGUGCGGAGUCUGCAAGCACUUCAUCGAGAGCAGCAUGAGAAACUCUUCUCCCAGCAUCAGCACCUUCGCGCCAUUUUCUUCCUGGCCAUCCGACUAGCAAGCACCAAGCAUGGAGCUGCGUUGCCUGUCUUCGUCGCUGACCCCAAGGACCCUCCACCUGACCUUCGGCUGAAGAAUGAAGCUCGUAUCCAGAGGUAG
Molecule: messenger RNA, 384 nt
Organism: Guillardia theta CCMP2712
Lineage: Eukaryota; Cryptophyceae; Pyrenomonadales; Geminigeraceae
Exons: 5
Coding region: 1-384 (127 amino acids)
Source: RefSeq, a predicted model, not a curated record